GAUGCAGUGGAGCUUCCCAACGUCUUCCCUUUUUGAGCGACACCUAACGCAGAAAAAAUACUUUCACCCCCACGCACGCUCCUCCUUCUCCUUCUCCGCGCACCGCCAUACAGCUCUGUGUCUCGCUCCCCGAGGAAUUGACAGUCGGAUUUACGGCUGGAUUUCGUACACGGAUCCUGAAUUUUGUAGUGGAAACGGAGUUUGAGUGCAUUGCUGCUGCUGCUGCUGUUUAUAAUGGAUAAAAGGAGUUGGCCCUGGAAGAGAAAGUCUUCUGACAAGCAGGCUGCUGCUGCAUCAGACUCUUCUACAGCUGUUGCAGACACGGAUGGUGCUGCACAAGUUGACAAGGCAAAACAAGAUAACAAAAAGCCAAAGUAUGUCCAACUUUCUAUGGAAUCAUACACUCAUUUAACUGGAUUGGAGGAUAAGGUAAAGUCCUAUGAAGAGCAAGUGCAGGGGUUAGAGGAGGAAGUGAAAGAACUGAAUGAAAAGCUAUCUGAAGCCAAUGAAGAAAUGACUAACAAAGAAAACCUGGUGAAACAACAUGCCAAAGUUGCUGAAGAAGCUGUCUCAGGUUGGGAAAAGGCGGAGGCUGAAGCCGCGGCAUUGAAAAGCCAUCUGGAAUCUGUUACCUUGCUUAAGCUUACAGCUGAGGACCGGGCAUCACAUCUAGACGGAGCUCUCAAGGAAUGCAUGAGGCAGAUAAGGAACUUAAAGGAAGAACACGAACAAAAUUUGCACGAAGUUGUUCUCAACAAAACGAAGCUCUUUGACAGAAUGAAGCUGGAACUUGAAACGAAAAUAGCCAAUCUUGACCAAGAGUUAAUGAGAUCCGGAGCCGAAAACGCUGCCUUAUCAAGGUCAUUGCAAGAGCGCUCCAAUAUGCUUAUUCAGCUAAGCGAAGAAAAAUCACAAGCUGAGGCUGAGAUAGAGCGACUGAAGAGCAACAUUGAGUCCUAUGAAAAAGAAGUAAACUCCCACAAGUAUGAGCUCCAUAUUGCCAGAAAGGAAGUGGAAAUUCGAAAUGAAGAAAAGAAUAUGAGUGUCCGAUCCGCAGAAGUAGCAAACAAGCAGCAUCUUGAAGGGGUGAAGAAAAUCGCUAAGCUCGAAGCCGAGUGUCAAAGAUUAAGAGGUCUUGUUCGAAAGAAACUGCCAGGUCCAGCAGCUCUCGCACAAAUGAAGCUUGAGGUUGAAAGUUUAGGGCGCGAUUACGGGGAAUCUCGUUUAAGAAGGUCUCCGGCGAAGCCCUCAAGUCCUCACUUGUCCUCAGUCACCGAAUUUUCAUACGACAAUGGUCAGAAAUUCCUAAAAGAGAAUGAAUUGCUCACUGACCGGCUACUCGCAAUGGAGGAAGAAACAAAGAUGUUGAAGGAAGCCCUGGCGAAGCGCAACAGUGAACUGCAAGAUUCGAGAAGCAUUUGUGCUCAGACGGCAAGUAAGCUUCAAAGUUUAGAAGCACAGAUACAAGCUAAUGGUGAACAUAAAAAUCCUUUGAGACAGGUCCAUAACGACGUUAGGGAAGGUAGUAACCUGACUAGGUUUCCCUCUGUAUCAGAAGAUGGGAAUGAAGACGACGUAAGCUGUACCGGUUCGUGGUCUACUGGAUUCAUGUCGGAGGUGUCCCGUUUCAAGAAGGAAAACAACAUUGAUACCCAACAAAAGUCCGAAAGCGCAAGCCAUCUCGACCUUAUGGAUGACUUUCUGGAGAUGGAGAAAUUAGCAUAUCUAUCAAAUGGUACAGUUUCAGGUGUCGAUAUUGGAAAUGAAGCUUCGGCAGAUGCGACUUCUCAUGCACCUCCUGAGGAAGAUUCAGCCACUUCAAAUCCACAACUACAUGCAGAUCCUCUCGUGUUUGCGAAGCUGCAAUCGAAAGUCUCGUCGGUGCUCGAGUCAAUCUCGAACGAGAAAGACUUGGAAAAGGUUGUUGAGGAUAUAAGAACUGUUAUGGAGGAUAUGAAUGACAGUUUGAAUCGACAACGCGCAGACAUUGAGGGUUCCGCGAUCAAUCAAGAUUGUGAAGUUGCCGUUUCUCAGAUUUACAACUUCGUAAUAAUCCUCGGCAAGGAAGCCAAGACUCUCCCGGCGACAAGUUCCGACGCGGAUCGACUGAAUAAGGAGCUGAACAUUUUCUCUUCCAAAUACAGCCAAGAUAUCAACAAAGAUCUCAACUUGACGGAUUUCGUUGUUGAUGUUUCUCGAGUGCUAAGCAAAGCUAGUGAGCUGCACUUCAACGUUUUGGGGUUCAAAAGCAAUGAAGUCGAGACGGGGAGUUCCGAUUGUAUUGACAAGAUCGCACUACCGGAGAACAAGGCCAUCGUGGAUACUUCCGGAGACAGGUAUCCAAAUGGCUGCGCUACUCACUACCCCGAUUCUGCAUCCGAUCCCGACGUUCCAAACAACGGAAAUCUUGUCCCGACCUCCGAAUCAACGGCCUCCUCAUGGAAAUGCUCAAUCGAGGAGUUUGAGCAGCUGAAAUCGGACAGGGACAACGUCGCCGCCGAUCUUGCUAGAUGCACCGAGAACUUCGAAAGCACAAAGUCUCAGCUAUUCGAAACAGAGCAGCUUCUCGCCGAGGUUAAAUCACAAUUAACGUCGGCUCAGAAGUCGAACAGCUUAGCUGAAACCCAGCUCAAAUGCAUGGCGGAAUCGUACAAUUCACUCGAAUCUCGCACCGACGAGUUACAGAAGGAAGUAAACAUUCUCCAAGGGAGAAUCGAAACUCUCGAGCACGAGCUUCACGAGGAAAAAAGAUGUCACCAAGAGACUCUUAAUCGAUGCAACGAUCUUCAAGAGCAAAUCGAAAGGGUCGAAAGCAACGCAGCAGCCGACGACAACAACAAAACUAACCAGGAGAGCGAAUUAGCCGCAGCAGCUGUGAAACUAGCAGAGUGUCAAGAAACCAUAUUCCUGCUCGGCAAACAGCUUAAAGCUCUGCGACCACAAACGGAAAUUAUCAAUUCUCCGAGUCACGUAAGGAGUCCGAAGGUCGAAGACGAGCCAACUAUAAGCGACGUGAUAUUACAAGACAGCGAGUCGUGUGAGCUCGACAAAGCGGGUUCGGAGUCUCCCGUCGACCACCUGCUCAUUCCGCCGUUCAGUCCUUCCGACUCCGAUGCGAACACCUUGCUGCGAUCUCCGGUGAGCGGGAAGUAUCAGCAACACCAGUCGACGAAGUCAGGGUCGUCGUCGUCGGCUUCGUCAACACCGACGCCGGAGAAACGCGGGUUUAGCAGAUUCUUUUCGUCGAAAACUAAGAGUAGCCAGUAGCUGAUGAUCAUAGCCCUCAUGCAUCGGAAUUUAAUAAAAUUGAAUCGUUGGUUCGCCGUUGCCGGCGCCGCCGCUCUCCCGGCGACCAUUAGUCUGUCGGUUCAUUACUAUAUAUAUAUAUACAUAUAAUGUGUAGAUGAAUGAAGGAAGGAAGGAGUGGAGUGAGUUAAGGUUGUGUGGAGACUAAUGUGGUGUCCUGAAGAAGAAAAUGAUGAUUGGUAUAUGUAUGUAUGUAUGUAUUAUGUUCUGCAUUGUUGUUGCUGCGAUGAUUUUUUUUAGUAAGAUUUCUCAUUCUUCUUCA
Andrographis paniculata is the source of this 3568-nucleotide messenger RNA. Its product is annotated as filament-like plant protein 4. Lineage: Eukaryota; Viridiplantae; Streptophyta; Magnoliopsida; Lamiales; Acanthaceae. The transcript has 6 exons. The record is from RefSeq and is a predicted model, not a curated record. Bases 235 to 3267 code for a protein of 1010 amino acids.